CUUUCCCAGUCAGCCCAGCCUCGCCGCCAUGGCAACCGGACACACUUCCGGCCCCAGAGCGGAAGUGAGGUGCGCUCGCCCCGCCGCCAUGUUGGAUGAGGCAGAGAGGAAGCGAGACGAGUGAGCAGGCCAAGUCCGGUUAUAUAUGUUUUUUGUAGCGUGCACAGCUCCUCCUCUCUGCUCUUCCGUUUCACGUCGGACUGUCGCAUGUGCGUUGUUUCCUCCUGCGGUGUUGUGUGCGCUAUUCAAGCCCUACGAUGGCACCCAAACGUCCUGCAACUGUUUCUGGCAGCAAGCCAAAGUGUAAGCGAAAGAUGCUGACCAUAAAAGAGAAAAUCGAGCUUCUCGACAUGCUCGAGGAAAGGAGAUCGUACGCUGCAGUUGGCCGCUAUUACGGGAUCAGUGAAUCAACGGUUCGUUAUAUUAAGAAGGAAGAGAAGAAUAUCCGGUCUACAGCAAUGGUGACUUUCAACAAGAUGGCGAAAAGGGUGAUGACUCCUCGUAAUAAGUUGAUCGUAAAGAUGGAGUCUGCAUUGGCCUUGUGGAUUCAUGAUUGCCGUAAGGAAAAUAUUUCCUUGGAUACGAACACCAUAAGGACUAAGGCACUGCAACUUUAUGACCGGAUGGCAGAGAAUACGGAGGACCAAGAAAAGGAGGACAACAAGGGUUAUGAGGCAGGAUCAUCCACAUCCACCAAAUCAGAAAAAUUCGCUGCCAGCAAGGGCUGGUUUGAUAAAUUUCAGAAGCGCUAUGGACUUAAGAGCGUUGGUCUGCAUGGAGUGGGUAAGACCGCUGCCGAGGAGUACGUGAACAACACAUUCAAGGAGAUAAUAAAAGAAGAGGGCUGUCAGCCAGAACAAGUUUUUAAUAUGGAUGAAACUGGGUUAUUUUGGAAGAGCAUGCCACCUCGCACUUUUAUAAUCAAGGAGGAAGCCACAGCUGAAGAUGUGAAUGAUCUGCUUGACGUGCACGGUCAACCGUUGACAGACAAAGGCCUUGAGGAGUUGACCAAGUCAGCAAGGGAAGAAGAGAAGGAAGAAGAAGAACGGGCUGAGGAAGAGGAGGUGGUUGGCUUAACGCUUGAGCGUCUUGCAACCUUGCAGAAAAAGGCUCAAGAACUUCAGCAACUUGCUGAAGAAUGGGAUACAAAUAUGGUUCGUUCUUUGCGGUUCAGGGAUUCCAUUGACGGCUGUAUGUCGGCGUACAAAACCAUGCUAACCCAGGCAAAGAAGCAGCACCAGCAACUCCCCAUAGAUAUGUCCAUAACUCGCACAAAGACGUCUGUGACGACGACACCUUCAGCGGAAGUACCUGGGGAGGGUUUAUAAAGACUUAAAAUAGUAUACUGUAUAUUGCAAUUGCUAAAAUAAAGUAUAAAUAUUAAAAUAAAAAUAGUGUCCCUACUUCGCGGAUUUUCAUUUAUCGCGGGAGGUCCUGGAAUGUAACUCCCGUGAUAAUUGAGUGAACACUGUAAUUCAAUAUUCUUCUGUUGUGGGUUCAGUCUGAUGAUGAAGGGGGAUUUGUGUUUAUGCAGGCUGACCAAGGAAAUGUUGAAGGCUCUGAAUUGUCAGAGAGGCCGCAGCCGCAGGCUAGCAGUGAAGCAAAAGUUUGUGGUAAACAGACUAGUAGUGAAACAGAAGUCAGUGAUAAGGGUGACCUUUCACAGGAUUCAGAACAUCAACAAGGCCCAGGUGGCUCUGGCAGCGAGUCAGAGGAGUCUUCCUUAGAUAGAGAUACAAGGUUAAGGUUAAGAGUUCAUUAUCCCAGAUGUUCUCUUAGGAUAGCUGGUAAAUGUGUGGGAACUCAAGGACAAAGGAAUGCUUUCUUGGCCUGUAAGCAUGGUUAAAUAAGGAAAAACAAUGAAAGAUUUCAGACGAAGCAACGUUGAUUUUGGAAGCUAAGUUCCUGCCUUGUCUAUGCUCAUGGAAAAGAAUUCUUGCUUUUGUUCAUAUCUGGAUCCUGGGUUUUGGAUUGUAUUUUGGAGUUCAUAUUGCCUUGUUUUCAGGACUGAUUUGCUAUAUUCGAGACUUUGAACUAUAUUCUACAGAUUGCCUUUGCAUUUUGAUUAUUGCUUUCUUUACUGCUUUUUAUUCAGACUUUGCUAUCUUUUAUUAAUAAACUUUAAAAAGUCUGCUGUGGUGGAGUGUGAGCAAGGUGAACUAGUGCGCUCAAUUCCAGCCACAGGGGGAGCUGUUGCUUCAUUCACUAUGACACCAAGUCCUUUUUGAUCGUAGUAUUUCCUCCUUGCUCUUUGAUCGCCGGCAGUUUUAUGGUGUCUUAAAUUAAAUUAACCUCCCUGCUUAAACGGUCUCUAAUUUAUUUACUCACAGCUGCAGCUGUUUUCAAACUGCUUAGGUGGACAGUCAGUUAGGCUAUUAAACGGUCAGGUGCUCAAUCCAACUUGGGUUUUGAACUUGUCACUUUUCGGUCGGCAGUGAUCUAUUGCUGCUGGCAAUUAACUAGCUGCACUACAGCCCGGCCCUAGUAUAUAUAUAUGUGUGUGUGUGUGUUUGAUAUAUGUACGUUAGUGAUAUAUAUGUAUACAUUAUAUGUAUGUGAGUUAUAUGGAGCCCCCAGUGGCGCAGUGGGUUAACACGCUGAGCUGCUAAACUUGUUGACCAAAAGGGCGGUGAUUCAAAUCUGGGGAGCAGAGUAAGCUCCCACUGUCAGCUCUAGCUUCUGCCAACCUAGCAGUUCGAAAACAUGCAAAUAUGAGUAGAUCAAUAGGUACUUCUCCGGCGGGAAGGUAACAAUGCUCCAUGCAUUCAUGCCAGUGGCCAUAUAACCUAGGAGGUGUCUGCGGACAACACCGGCUCUUAGGCUUAGAAAUGGAAAUUAGCACCAACCCCCAGAGUUGGACACGACUAGACUUAAUAUCAGGGGGAAAACUUUACCUUUACCUAUGUGAGUUAUAUAUGUGUACGUAAUAUAUGUGUGUCAGAGACAGAACGCCAGUGAGUAAAGCAAAACUCAGUUUAUUGAGAUAACAAAACUAAAAAUGCCCGUAGGAGACAAAAAAACAGGGCAAACACUUGACUUCAGUGUGAUAGGUAACAAAAAACAACUCAGAUUGAGCUUAAACAACUCAAAGGGAAAAAACCGGGUUAAACAGAAGUAUAAUCCGGAUUAAAUCAAAAGUGCUUACUUCAGCCUGGCAAACAAUGCAAACAAAGGAGGAUCAACAGGAGUCAGAAUGUAAACAACAGACUGGUAGCAGAUUCCUCUCUGCUACUCAGAAACAGCAGGAGACUAAACCAGGCUUGUUUAUUCCUCCCUGCAGCGAAGGAAAACGUGGUCGUAGUCAGGAUUCAAUUUAAGAUUCAACAGCCAACGAUAUCCAGGUCCAGGCUCAGCAGUCAGGGAAACGGCAGUCAGCAGGGUCCCAAUCCGGUCCAGAGGUCAAUAACCAAACGUAGCCGUCUAGGAAUUCAAAGGUCUCACCGAUAAGCAGCAGAAGGGAUAAUCCAGAAUCGAAGUCAGACAGUCCAGCAUCAAUCCAGUGUGAGUAGGUAUUGCCCGUCAAAAAGACAACGGAGGUCCAAGCUAUUGAGAUUAAACACAAGUUGCACAGAGAAAAACCCCGCACAGUUCCUCCCGCCGUCGAUGCCCAGUGUCCUUGGUAAACUUACGUAUCCAGCAACGAAUCACACCCGUCUUCAGGAAGUUCCCCAACAAAAGCCCAAGCGUCCGUCCAGAUUACCUUGCCCAACGCAAUUAGACAUUGAUCCCAAACCCCAAUUUAUCCCAGUUCAAGCUCAUCAUUGCUGUCAGCUGCCAUCCCAAUUCCAGGCGCCCCAAACUCAUCAUCCUCAUCAGAGCUAAAGCACCUUUGACUACGCCCCACAGCAUCCCCAGCUGUGGAUCCCGCUCCAUCCCUCCAGCCAGUCCAUGGGUCUGAUCCUGCAACCCGCCACUCACCUCCCAUGCUUUCAUUGCCUGUUUUCCCAACACCCAAAUCCUCCCUCACGCGAGUCCAUUCCAUGUCAUCCUCCUCCGAGCUGGCCAUCUCUUCCUCCAAACCCUCAGAAAAACCCUCAAAUGAGUCCUCAUCUGUCGGGUCUGUAAACAAAUCCCGGAGCCGUUUUCGUUCACGCUCCUCGAAAGAGUCUGACUCUCGAGGAGUCUUAUGCCCCCUUCUUCUAUUAUCGGAGCCCGAAGGCUCAACCAUAACACUGUGUAUGCGUUAUAUAUCUAUAUACAAUGUAUAUGUAUUGGAGGAAGAGAUAUGGAUACUUAACAUAUAAAUAUAUAUGUAUGUGUUUCUAUUCUCUCUGUAUCCACUAUUGUUUAUUUGUCCAUCUUGACCAAUUUGCAGGCCUUCCUCAGCCAUUCACUUUGCAUUGGGAUAACAGAUAACAAAUUAAUUCCAUCUCAGUGCAUAAACUGUUCACUGCGAUUAUCAUGCAUUGUAGUCAUCUUUCCUUUAUUCUUGCAUUCCCAACAAAGAAAACUCUAGUGUUGAGUAGCCAUGAAGUUGCAAUGCCAACCAGUGAGGGUAUCUGCACACAGGUAGCCUGGCUAUUGUUGCCUGGAGGCACUCUCUAUGGAAUGAUAUCCAGGGUGGGAAAAAGGCCCUUUGACUGUUUGAAGCAAGUGUGAAUGUUGCAAUGAGCAAGUUUGAAUUAGCAUUUGAAUACUCUUGAAGGCGCAAAGUCAAUCAGUGAGGGUAUCUGCACACAGGUAGCCUGGCUGUUGUUGCCUGGAGGCACCCUCUAUGGAAUGAUAUCCAGGGCGGGAGAAAGAACCCUUGAUUGUUUGAAGCAAGUGUGAAUGUUGCAAUUAGCAAGCUUAGUUCACACUGAGUGGCCAUGAAGCUGCAUAGUCAAUCAGAGAGGGUAUCUGCACAGGGGUAGCCUGGCUGUUGUUGCCUGGAGGCACCUUCCGUGCAGUUAUUUCUAGAAUGGGAGAAUGAACCCUUGUCUGUUUGAAGCAAGUGGAGAUGUUGCAAUUGGCAAGCUUGAAUUAGCAUUUGAAUACUCUUGAAAGCGCAAAAGUCAGUCAUAGUGGGUAUCUGCACAGAAGCAGCCUGGCUGUUGUUGCCUGGAGGUAUCUUCUAUGGAAUCGUGUCCAGGAUGGGAGAAAGAACCCCUGCCUGUUUGAAGCAAGUGUGGAUGUUGCAAUUGGCAAGCUUGAAUUAGCAUUUGAAUACUCAUGAAGGUGAAAAGUCAAUCAGUGAGGGUAUCUGUAUAGAGGUAGCCUGGCUGUUGUUGCCUGUUUGGAAGGUGUUAAGUGGCAAUUUGAUUGUUUGCUGGCUGGAACUCCCCUGUUUUCUAUUUACUUGAUUCUGGUGUUUUUCAAUAAUGGUGACCAGAUUUUGUUCAUUUUCAUGGUUUCUGUUGAAAUUCUCCACAUGCUUCUUGUGGAUUUCAGUGGCUUCUCUGUGUCGUCUGACAUGAUGCUGCUCAGAGUGGUCCAGCCUUGCUGUGUUGUCAAAUAAUAUGCUGUGUCCAGGUUGGUUCAUCAAGUGCUCUGCUAUGGACAGCAUGAUGCUCGAUGAUGCGCCGCCGAUGUCACAAUGGCCGGAACCAGGUGGUUGGGUAGGAUGAGAGCCAUGCUCUUCAGCCACACACCCUCGCCAUAGCCACUCCUUGGCUGAGCAUUGGGACUCCUCCAUGGCCCAGCCUGGGCCCAUGCGCUGGGGGCAUAGCUCUCCCAACGCGUGCCAUUACAGGCAGGGCCACCAGCAGACGGAUUGGGCCACCCAGGGCCCUUAUUGCGGGGCCAACGCCAUAGGGAAUGGUUGGGAGGGAGACCCCGACUUCGGCAGCCACAGCAGCAGGGAGUCCGAGGACCACGAGAUGUCGGCAGCAUCCACCAUCGCAGAUCUCUCCCAGUGCUUCCAAGGCUGCAGCCUCCGUAACCGCAAGAAAGAGUUCGCCGACCUGCAACGGCACCGUCUUUGCCGGGAGAACCCGGGCCUGUGCCACCUCCGCCACAGCCUCACGGGCAAAGGAAGAGCGUCGGAGGGUCUCCGCCGGAAGCAAGACGGCAGCAGGCCUUCUGUGGCCGUGAGCAGCUCGGCCCGGAUCCUGCCCCAGUGCCAGCUCAGCCACGUCCAGCGCUGCCAGGCCUGCCAAGCCUUCAACCGGGACCAGAACGAGAACGGCUGGGCUCCUUUGCAAGAAGAGGGCCCCGUCGGUGCAAGUGAGGCUCACCGAAACGUGAGGACAUCCCUUUCUUCUGAACGCCUUGGCAAAGUCCAGCACUGGCUGGAGCAGACCUGGGAAGAACGGCCACCAGAGCCGGACUGUCGGAGAUUGCCAAAACAGAGGACCCAACGCCCGGAAUUAUGCCCUGCUUAUGGGGGUCAGAAGGAAAGGGAGACUUGGAGCAGAGAUGCUGGAGAUGACCGGAGGGUGGACUCUACUGUGGACACCAGGCACCGGUGGAGGAGCCAUCCAGGAGAGAACUGUCAGGCACCUGCGCGGAUGGUGCCCCGUGGAGACGCCAGCCCUUCUCCUGCCACUUGCACCUGCCUCUUCUGCGAGCAGCAGAGACCUCGCGCCACGUUGGUCUCCGGCAAGAACCAGCGCGACCCUUCCGUGGCAGAAGUGGCCGUCCUCUUACAGGCGGAGAAGCGCGUGCCCCGGAUCGUGGAGGCCUUUGAGCGGAGGACCCGGUGGGAGGCCAAGAUGGCCCAGGAGGAGCAGGCCUUCAUGCCCGCCGGGCCCAGGGAGAUGGACAAGCCCAUGCGAGGCCACCGCCGGUCCAGCAGCGCCAUGGCCCACAGAGCUCACGGCAGGGAGGAGGAAGAAAGGGGGCAUCAUCGGGAGUCCCGGGCCCGGGUCCCCAGGGGGAAAGCAGCCACACAGCCAAGGAGGUGCCCCAGUUUCAUCGACAGGCUGCGAGGGAUCCACUAGGUCCCUGGGCUUACAAGGCUGAGAGCAAAGGCAUGGAAGAGAAGCAGUGGUCGGCACAGCCUGGCACCCCUGCCCUCCACAAACAAGAAUGGACCCAAAGAGUGUCAGGACCCAUCACUGGUGCAGGAGGUGGUCAGUGAAGAAGGGAUCUCAGCAGCAGUGAUUGGCAUUGCUUGGCAUCGCUACCCUCAAGUAGGAAGAUUGUCAUCAACGUGACCAACGAUGGGGACAUCCUGGCACCCUUGUCCUCCACAAGCAGAGAUAACAACCCAAAGAAUGUCAGAACCCACCUUUGGUGCAGAAGCUGGUUGAUGGAGAUGUGAUACACAGCAGGCAUUUCAGCAGCAGCAACUCCAGGUUCUCGGGUGGAGCAGUGAUUGGCAGAGACACAUAAGUAUGGAGACACAAUCCCAGAAAUUGUCAAGAAAGUGGUCAAUGGAGAUAGCUGCACCAAGCCCUGGGUUUCAGCUAGCCUGGCUUGGCAUUGCUGUCCUCCACAUGGAUGGAGAUACAUCUCCAGAGAAUGACAGGAACCCACCUUUGAUGCAGAAAGUGGUCAAUGGAGAUGAGAUACGGAGAAGGCACUGCAAGUUCUCAGUUGGACCACUGAUUGGCCUGGUCUCACCUCUCUGCCCUCCAAAAGUAUGGAAAUACCUCCCCAAAAAGGUAUCAGGAACUGACCUUUGAUGCAAAAGGUGUGUGAUGGAGAUGUGGUACGGUAAAGACCUUGCAGCAGAAGAUCCAGGUUCUCAGCGAGAUCAGGGAUUGGCACAGCCUGGCACUCCUGCCUGCUACAAAAACGGAGGUAGCACCCAAAGAGUGUCAUCAGCUGGACUUGCGAUUGGCCCAGCCUGGCAUCCCUGCCCUUCACAAAAAUGGAGCUACAACCCAAAGAGUGUCAUCGGCUGGACCAGUGGCUGGCACAGCCUGGCAAUCCUGCCCACAGUUAUGGAGAUGCAAUCCCAAGAGUGUGAAGAACUCAUCUUUGGUGCAAAAGAUGUGACAUGGAGAAGGCAUGGCGGCAGUAGCAGGCUCCAGGUCUCAGCUGGGCCAGUGAGUGGCACCACCUGGUUCCCUUGCCCUCCAUAAGUAUGCAGAUACAACACAAAGGAUGCCUAGAACCCAACUUUGGUGCAGAAGGUGGUCAAUAGAGAUGUGAUAUGGGGGUGGCAUUGCAAGAGUAGGCUCCAGGUUCUCCGCUGGACCAGUUAUUGGCACGUCCUGGCAUCCCUGCUCUCCAUAAAUAAGGAGAUGAAAACCGAAGAGUGCCAGGAACCCACCUUUGGUGAAGAAGAAGGUGGUCAGAAGAGAUGUGAUAUAAAGAAGGCAUUGCAGCAGAUUUCUCCAUGGGGCAGGAGGUAGACGGCCAAUGGGGCCAGGAUGGAAGAAGCCAUUGGGCUGGGUCUUUGUACUCAGUGGAGGACACCAGUUGGGUAGUUUUUCUCACAAGGGACACCGACCAGUCUAUAGGAAUAAACGGUGGCUGUGAAUCCA
This is a messenger RNA of Anolis carolinensis (green anole), 8354 nucleotides long. RefSeq lists its product as uncharacterized. Bases 5613 to 6860 code for a protein of 415 amino acids. The record is from RefSeq and is a predicted model, not a curated record. Lineage: Eukaryota; Metazoa; Chordata; Lepidosauria; Squamata; Anolidae. The transcript has 4 exons.